CUGCCUCAAACCCACACAGUACCUCUCCUUUUCCUCCUUCUCACUCUCCCUGCCUCUCUUAUUUUUCUUUUUCUUUAUUCUCUCCCUGCCUGUCCGCCCUGACCUUCACCUCUGUGCUCUCCCUCUGUACCACCAUCCCGCAACAGUUGUCACCUCCAGUGACGUUUGGCUCUCGCUCUCUCUCGCGCUCUGCCCUGGGGGUUCCGGUCCUUGCUCCAGUUGAUUCGCAAAUUUUUCUUAAUUUUCUUGUUUUUUUCCUCUUCUCUUCUCUCGGGACAGACCCCCUUUCAGAAGAAGAAACACAAAAGGGCUCUUCAACUGCGCUCAUUUGCCUCGUGUCGGAACUCUGUCAUAAACCCUUUCAAGAAUUGUGCCCCUUGCCCACCUGAUAUCCCACUUGGUCACUGUCGUUUGCGCGUGCCAGUUCUUCCAGUCAAUAACUUUCGUGUCAUUCUUUCGUCUUCCCACUCACGACCACACACCCUGUAUCAUGGAAACUGCCCAAUCACAAUAACGGUUGAAGAAAGAUAAGCACCAGGCUCGAUAGAAAUAUGGAGUCUGUUGCUACUGCCAACGGCCUGCGGGACCAGAUCGAGAAUGAAACCCUCAGAAGCGCCCUGCAGUACCUGCAGACCAGUUCACCUAUCAUCAUCGUCAUUGUUUUCGCUAUAACCUUUGUAGCAAACUCGAUCAUAUCCGCCAAACACAUCAAGAGCAAUGCUGCUGUUACGACCGGCCCUGGUGGCAGACCCCUCCCCAGGCGCAUGCGGAGUACGGCCGUGGUCACAACCCGCUUGGCACCAGAUUUCUCGGCCACGACGAAGCUCGCGUUCAAAUGGCUCUCGGUCGGCGUGCUGUUGACCUUUGUCGCCGAUGCAGCCUUGACCAUGGUCCACACCAUCUUCUAUCGCCAAGAGCAUUGGUGGGCAGGACAAUCCGUCGUGAUCUAUAUCGUGGGUUCGUUCUUCGCUUGGGCCAUUGUCUUGGUAUCUCUGGUCGAUACCACUCCGUCUCCAACCUUCGCACAACUGUACCCAUGGGUGCUAGCUAUGCCUCUGGAAGUGGCUAUCCUGGCCGCGCAUCUCGCUUUGUAUACAGGCCCUCACCAUGAACCGGCCAUCGGUGAUCCGAGCGGUGGUCCUAUUAGGAAAAGCAUCACUGGAUGGGAAUCAACAGAGGUCGUCAUCGCUAUUGUUCGCCUUUUGGCCUUCGUGGGAAUUGUCCUGCUGUAUACCUUUAGCUCUGUUGGCUGGAUGGACAACAACAAUGGGGCCGGCGAGUCCACAGAAACAACAAGAUUGCUGAGCUCCGCAUCUGCCAUUAACAACGGUACGAAUGGGUACGGAUCGUCUCACCAAAACUCCAAAGCUCAGAACCCUAAACCCGUUGAAGCAGAAGCCGCUUGGGUUCGACCAGUCUCCGUUCCUUCAACUAGUUGGUGGGAAUAUCUCAGUGGAUAUUCCAUUUUUUUCCCUUAUCUGUGGCCUUCAAAAUCUCGCCGAUUGCAGUUGACAGUGGUCUUUUGCUUUGGCCUUGUUAUAUUGCAACGAGUAGUCAACGUCCUAGUGCCGCAUCAGAUCGGUACAAUAACAAACGUCCUUUCUCAGGAUGGGGGCGAAUCCUUCUAUAUUCCUUGGGGAGGAAUAUGCCUAUACGUCUUUUAUCGCUGGCUGCAAGGAAAUCAAGGUUUGAUCGGAUCAUUGCGUUCGUUCCUCUGGAUUCCAGUCAGUCAAUAUUCCUAUAUGGAACUUUCUACUGCAGCAUUUGAACAUGUGCAUGGUCUUAGCUUGGAUUUUCACCUUGGAAAGAAAACUGGCGAGGUGAUUUCAGCAUUGAACAAAGGAAAUUCCAUAAAUACUUUUCUGGAGCAAGUGACCUUCCAGGUGGUGCCCAUGCUUGUUGAUUUGUGCGUUGCGGUCGCUUAUUUUGCUAUCGCAUUUGACGUGUACUAUGCCCUGGUGGUAACUGUGGUCACUUUUGUCUAUCUUUAUGUGACAGUUCGCCUGGCACAAUGGAGAGCAGAGAUGCGGCGACAGAUGGUCAAUGCAAACAGACAGGAGGAUGCAGUCAAAAAUGAUUCAAUGGUGUCGUAUGAAACAGUGAAAUAUUUCAACGCCGAGCAAUACGAAUUCGACCGUUAUCGUGAUGCCGUCAAAGACUUUCAGAAGGCAGAGUAUCAAGUUCUCUUCUCACUCACAUUGCUGAACACAACUCAGAACACUGUCUUCAUGCUGGGACUGAUGAUAACCUGUUUUAUUGCUGCAUUUCAAGUAGCCACAGGAGAGCGCAAGGUAGGCCAAUUUGUGGCACUGUUGACAUACAUGGCGCAGCUUCAGGGACCAUUGAAUUUCUUUGGCACAUUCUACCGGUCAAUUCAAUCUGCCUUGAUCAAUUCGGAGCGAAUGCUGGAGCUCUUUAGAGAACAGCCAACCGUCAUUGACGGUCCCUCAGCGUCCACAUUGUCGCGUUGUACUGGGGAUAUCAAAUUUAACAAUGUUGAAUUUGCAUAUGACUGCCGCAAACCGGCGUUGAAUGGCUUGACUUUCCACUGUGAGCCGGGAACCACUACUGCUCUUGUAGGGGAGUCCGGGGGUGGCAAAUCGACAGUGUUCCGUCUUCUCUUCCGGUUCUACAACGCUCUUUCAGGAAGUAUCUUGAUCGACGACCGCGAUGUUGACACCAUCACGAUUGACUCUCUUCGUAGCCACAUUGGCGUUGUUCCGCAGGAUACUGUCCUUUUCAAUGAGACUCUGAUGUACAACUUGAAAUAUGCAAACCCGUCGGCAACUGACGAAGAUGUAUUUGAUGCAUGCCGCGCUGCUAGCAUUCAUGAUAGGAUCCUUACCUUCCCAGAUGGUUACGAAACUAAGGUUGGAGAGCGUGGUCUUCGAUUGAGUGGCGGUGAAAAGCAGCGAGUAGCUAUUGCACGCACCAUUUUGAAAAACCCGCGCAUUAUCUUACUUGACGAGGCUACCGCUGCGCUUGACACUGACACAGAAGAACAUAUCCAGGGGGCCUUGUCUACUCUAUCCAAGGGGCGCACAAUGCUUGUCAUCGCUCACCGUUUAAGCACUAUAACUACUGCUGACCAGAUUCUUGUGCUUCACAACGGGCAAGUUAUUGAAAAGGGGAAUCACGAGCAACUGCUCGCGAUGAGAGGACGAUAUGCCAGCAUGUGGCGAAAGCAAAUCCGAGCACAGCGCGCGGCGGCAGAGGCGCAGGUACUGCAGGUUCGUGCAGAGCGUCUGCGAACUGCGUCCACAACAGCAGGAGGUGAGGACAGUUCAAGCCAGUCAGACGAUGAAAACGUCGGCGGCGAUGGAGCCACGGACCCAAAGCCUGUGCGUCCAUCUUUGGGCCAGCGGUCGUCUAAAAUCUCCGACACCAAGGGCCAAAGCCACUAAAUUCCGCUGCUUCAUAAUAUUCCAGUUCGAACGAUGGUUAAGACGGACAUGAGGAAGGAGAGCAAGGAGGAGAGGAGACAACGAGGGACGAAUUUCUACUUGAUGCUGAAUGCGCAUUCAACUCAUGGCAUUUACCAACGGUUCAUCAUCGGAGGCGUCAAGGUCAUUUGUCUUUUUUUUUUCUUUUUUAUGGCAUUCUCUUUCUACCCAAAAAAAAAGCACUGGGACGAAGUUCAUGAUGUUUUCUCCUCGAUAUGCUGUUUUACUGUACUCGAACGCAUCCUAGGCCAUCAAUAUCCAUUUUCUUUUCCUUCUCUGGACAGGACAGUUUAAUAUUAAUUUCAACUGCUUUUUCUGCGCAUUAUCUUUCCGGGGAGUGUGGGGGAGGGAAGGCCUAGAAUUCUUGAGUUCCAUGACCGUUAAAGUUAGCGCGUCAAU
Messenger RNA from Coccidioides posadasii C735 delta SOWgp, 3842 nucleotides. NCBI's taxonomy places the organism in Eukaryota, Fungi, Ascomycota, Eurotiomycetes, Onygenales, Onygenaceae. The record is from RefSeq and is a predicted model, not a curated record.